UAAGUGGUGAAGUCUCUUUCUAUAUCCCUAGGUAGGCUAACCAGAGCCAAACAGAGAGCAAAUUGUUUCACGGGAUUACGUUCGUUAGGGAAUUUAGGCAGCAGGUGUUGUUGAAAAGCACUUUUAUUUAUUUUUUACGUUGUUUGACGGUAUGGCAGAGGAUCUACUGAGCUCACUUGAAAAGUCGUUUCAGAACAUUCGAAAGGAAAUUCGAGACCCGUUGGAUGUCUUAAAGUUUGAGAAGAACCUGGAUUAUGCUCGUAAACUUUUUUGGGAAAACGGAGAAAACAGUCUUCUGAAAAUCGGUGAACCCUCGGCGUUGGCAAAACGGUUUAUGGCUUUACAGGGAGAAUUGAACGAAAUGCGUGCUGAACAGGAGAUGUAUCUUGACUACAAACAACAAGAAUUCCGGAAAAAAGAAGAGGAACGUUUAGAAGAAUGCAAUCACCAACUUCGUCAGCGUCGGCUAACAAAUGCACUUAACAAACAAGAGCAUGAAGAGGAACAUUCCACGGCGCGUAUACUGACACAGCAACGCUCGUUACAAUCGGAAAUCAGCAGCUCCCUUCUGUCAAUGGCCUCCAUUCUCAAGCAGAAUGCACUCUCAUUCACAAAUGCCCUUGUGCAGGACGCUCACGUUAUUCAGCGUACAGGCGAAACACUUGAAGGAAACCAGACAAAGUUGGAAACAACGAACGAACGUGUCAUGAAGUAUGUCCGUUCAAAGAAGCUUGGCUUCUGGAAACGACUAAGCAUGGUGCUGACGGCGGUAGUCGCGUUUAUCGUCAUGCUAUUUAUCAUUCAUUUUACGAAAUAAUUCCCUCUCCUGCCUCAAUGAGACUACGACCACCUUCAACCACCCACGCGAGCUUCUCGUACACACAACGCACACAGGUUACACAGUCGUCCUAUUUGUUGUCACACAAAAAAACUCGAACUAAAGAGCUCGUUCCAUUCUACAACCACUCGACCAGGGAUGUGACAAUUCAAGGCAGCUUCUUAUUAACUUACUCGGAUUGCUUUCUCUUGGCCAAACGCUUGCCGGUACCAAAGACCUUCUUGCCUCUGUUCUUGCGUUGCUUGCGUUGUUGACGAGAAGCCUUCUCAAUCUUGUUGGCUUGGCCAAUACGGACACGACGGUAGUGAGGCUCGAACUUGUUCAAGGCCUCGUUCGAGUCGUAGAUGAGAGCAAAGCCGGUAGUCUUUCCACCACCAAAUUGAGUGCGAAGACCAAAGGCUUGGACGUUCUCAACGCUGGCCUUGUACAUCUCGGCCAACUUCUCGCGCAAGUCGUCCUUGGAGAUGUUAGCCUUGCCAGGGUGCAAAAUGUCAACAACCUAAAUAUUCUGUCAGUACAGCUUCCUUCUUGUGUCUACUGUGCACUAAACCUACCAUUUGCUUGCGUUGAAGCAAGCGGUUAGUCAUGAACUUGCGAGUUCUGAUGGUCACUGCCUCACUCAUGUUGGUCUUGGUGAUGUUGAUGGAACCGGUUUGCAAAAUAUCCCGGAUGGAAAAAAUGCAGUCACAGUUUACUUGGUGUUUCAGCAAAAUUUAGGUUUAAGAUGAUCACGUGCCUGGCAUCAUUACUGGAUAUGAUGUCAUCCCCACCCUCUGGCUAUAUGGGUCCCCGAGAUGUCCAGGAACCUGUCAAAAACAAACCAAAACUCGACAAAAAUUC
Messenger RNA from Schizosaccharomyces japonicus yFS275, 1678 nucleotides. RefSeq names its product SNARE Slt1. The record is from RefSeq and is a predicted model, not a curated record. The transcript has a single exon. Gene Ontology annotation, cellular component: endoplasmic reticulum membrane. Bases 152 to 817 code for a protein of 221 amino acids. Lineage: Eukaryota; Fungi; Ascomycota; Schizosaccharomycetes; Schizosaccharomycetales; Schizosaccharomycetaceae.